Messenger RNA from Aureobasidium namibiae CBS 147.97, 393 nucleotides. RefSeq names its product putative tubulin-specific chaperone Rbl2. Gene Ontology annotation, biological process: post-chaperonin tubulin folding pathway; tubulin complex assembly. Gene Ontology annotation, cellular component: cytosol; microtubule cytoskeleton. The transcript has 2 exons. Gene Ontology annotation, molecular function: beta-tubulin binding. The record is from RefSeq and is a predicted model, not a curated record. The coding region runs from base 1 to 393 and encodes 130 amino acids. Lineage: Eukaryota; Fungi; Ascomycota; Dothideomycetes; Dothideales; Saccotheciaceae.
AUGGCUCCUCCUUCGCAGCUCGCAAUCGCUACCUCAGCAGUCAACCGCCUUGUCAAGGAAGAGGCAAGCUACCACAAGGAGCUGGAACAGCAACAAGCUCGCAUUGAAAAGCUCAAGCAAGCCAGCAGCGAUGAAGAAAAUGCCGAAUGGAACCUGAAGCAGGAGGUUCGUGGUUCCAAUCAAUCGCUUUCGGGACAGAAUAUUGACAAUGUGCAGAACAGAGCUCUUGACGAGACCAAGGCCAUGUUCCCUCAACUCCGCAAUCGUAUUCAGGAAUCCCUGGCCAAGCUUGAACACCAACUCGAGCAGGGUGAACAAAACAGCCCUGAAGAGACCUCAAAGGCAAAGGAAGCCGUAGCCUCAGCCAAGAAUGCCAUCAACGAGUCUUCUUAG